This is a messenger RNA of Chiloscyllium plagiosum (whitespotted bambooshark), 2490 nucleotides long. NCBI's taxonomy places the organism in Eukaryota, Metazoa, Chordata, Chondrichthyes, Orectolobiformes, Hemiscylliidae. The record is from RefSeq and is a predicted model, not a curated record.
GUCCCUGACGUUUGUUGUUGGCCCCGCCCCUCCAAUGAACUGUGAUUGGACGAGAGCCGGGAAAGGGCGUGCGGAUUGUCCAACUGUUAACGCGGGGCGGUCAGGUGGUACCAGGAGGCGCGCCGCGAUUGGCUGAGAGCUGGGCCCAUUCGCUGUUGCCGGGAGCUGACGUGUCUCUCGGGCGUCGAGCGGACUUUCGUCCGAGUGAGAGAGUCCCGUCACCCGGCCCAGGCCCAGCGUCCCGCAGCACCGAUAGAGAAAGAGCCGCUAACAUGGGCAUAAAAUUCCUUGAAGUUAUCAAACCGUUCUGUGCAGUCUUGCCAGAAAUCCAAAAGCCAGAAAGAAAGAUUCAAUUUAGAGAGAAAGUACUAUGGACAGCAAUUACACUCUUCAUCUUCUUAGUCUGUUGCCAGAUUCCUUUAUUUGGUAUCAUGUCCUCAGACUCCGCAGAUCCUUUCUACUGGAUGAGAGUUAUUUUGGCUUCAAAUAGAGGUAAUGGAAGUUUAUUUUAGGAAUUAUCGUAACAUUGACCAUUAGGGUAGAGGAGUGGCACUUGCGAAUUACCUCCACUUUGUCUCUACUGGUAGAUGAGGUAUUGUGUCCGUGAAUGUUCGUUCCUUACAGUUGAGUCAAAAUGUGGCACUGGAAAAGCAGCAGGUCAGGCAGCAUCAGAAGAGCAGAAGAUGCAACAUUUUGGGCAUAAGCCCUUCAUUAGGGCCACAUCAUUAAAUUGGAACUCAAUGAUAUUCUCCCUUCUCUCUGUAAAGGGGAAAGGAAGGAGAUUAGCUAAUGUGACAGCACCAGUCUCUGUAGCUCUAGUAUUGUUCACUGAGGACUAUCAGUCCUCUAGGUUUCUCUCACCUGCACAUAAAUAUCUGGUACCCAAGUUUGUAUUUCCUUUGAGUGGCAGGUUUGAAAUCCAGUACUAAUACUGUGCGUAUGGGAUACUUCCUUAAUCAUGUUCUGGUGCCAUAAAUUGAAUUAUUCCUGAGUUGUUCUUGAGCGGACAGUUGCUUGAGGUUCCAGCGCAUUCCGAACAUCUCGUUAAAUCACUGAAACAGGAGGAUUGUCUUCUGAAUAAUGUUGCUUAAAUGUGUAUGCUUGAUGGAGGUUGGAUUCAUAAUUAUAGUGCAUACGCAACAGAGAAACGUACCAAUUGUCUUGACUAUCCUGUGCCUUUGCUUAUGCUCCAUUUCAGCCUACUCCUAACUUGUAUCCAAAUUUCAUUUUUUUUUCCUCUUAACUGCAUCUGUACUAUUCACAUCAUCUACCUGCUGUGGUAGUAAAUGCCAUGUUCUUCCCAAUGUAAAGAAGAUUCUCUGAAUUCCCUAUUGGAUCUCUUACUGGUGAUCUUGUAUCAGCCUCUAGUCGUGCUAUUUCCUACAGAGAACGUUCUGUCUGUAUUAAAAAUUUUAAAUAAAGACCUGUCUAUUAGGUCAAUAGAGAUGGUCAAGAAAGAUUUUUCCUUUUGAAAUCCAUGCUUUUCCUUUCUAAAUUAUCCUUUCUCUGGUUUAGAGGGUUUCCAUUAAUUUUCCCACCUCUAAUUCCCUGGGUAUGGUCUGUCCUCCAAUAUGAGAACUACAGGAACUGUCUACCAGUUAUCUGGCACUAAUGCUUUUUCCAACAAAUUAUUGCAUCUGUCCUAAUUCCUCUGCUAUCUCUUCACGAGAUUCAUUUUAAGAUGCGCGUGUUGUCUCUCUGAGUCAUGAAUUUUAUCCAGAGUUACAAAUAAGGUUAUCCAUUUAGGACAGAUGAGAAUUAUUUUUGUCGGCUGGUUGACACCCUGAAAAGUGGAAACAGCAUUUUUGGACAUUCCUUUUAAAGCCGAGGUGGAUCCUUGAUAAGCAAGGGGGUUAUUGGGGCUAAGGGGAAGUAUGGAGAAAUCAGGCCAGCCAUGAUCCCAUUGAUUAUUGAGGCAAGUUUGAGGGAAUGAAUGGCCUACUCCGUUCGAUUGUUUGCGCGUUCAUUAACACUCCUUUUCUAUUUUAAAUGUCCUUCUACUGGUGACCAUCUCAUCGUUCAGUGUUUACCAAUUAUAUUUUCGUCCAAUACUAAGGCAAACAGUUGUUACCAUCUCUGCAACUACUCAUUAUCUGUGGUUUUAUCCAUUCCAAGCCUUAAACGUCCUAGUCUAGUUACAAUCUUUAUUUCUUACUUGUAAAAUAUUUCCCUUUUAUGACCCUUGAUAAAGUUUAUUGCAUAGUGCCCCUUUGACUUUUCUGAUUUAACUCGUUCGCUCAUUUCUCAUCAUUCGCUCCUCUGUGUACCUUGCUUUUGAUUCCUUAACGCUCAAGUUUCUUUUAUUUUUAUGUUCGGCCAUAUAGUCUCACUUGUUUAGUUUGUCCUUUUGUAUCUGUUUCUUUAACAGACAAGCUAGUUUACAUUGUAACUUUGGUAAACAUUUUUUUGUGCACUUUUUAAAAUUCCAUUUGUUUCCUCCGUGAUGAACAAUGCAACUAGCUGUCUGCCACGUCUCAAACUACUGUCCUC